GAUAGAUCCGUACCCAAGCACGUGACACACCCUUGAUACACGCCGUUGUACUACGACCGUUUGGUUCAAAAACCGUAAAACAAUCGUGCCCGGCGAUCGCAUACAGGAGAUCGAUCGCAUCCAGCCACAGACAUUCGGGUGCCCCUGUAUGCAGCUUUCUGAAAGCACUCCACCAUGGGUGAAACGGAACCACUGAUUGUGAGCUACCAAGACAAAUGGUACGAUCUGACAGACUUUGCGCACAAACAUCCCGGUGGGAAAAAUUCUCUCACCGGUCUGCACAACAAGGACAUGGCGGAGCGGUUCGAGCGUGCCCCGGGACAUUCGCAGGCGGCCAAGUACCUGAUGAAGGAGUACCAGCUGAACCGAUCGUCCCACAAUCCACAAACCAAACCGAACGGUUACUCUCUAAACGGUGCCAAAGCAACGGUGAACGGGACCGUUACGAAUGGGUACAGAAAUGGUGUCAAACCGACGACGAACGGAUUACACGCGAAUGGCGAUGUAACGCACCUUACGGACGAAAGUAUGGAGUAUCUGGUGGACUGGACCAAACCGAUGCUUUUCCAAAUACACAAAAUCGGUGACAAAUAUGCCGAAUGGGUAAACAAACCCGUCGAUCGCGAGCUACGUCUGGUCGGACCGGGCUGGGUGGAAAACAUGACCAAAACACCCUGGUGGAUCGUGCCCGGCUUCUGGAUACCAGCCAUCUGCUACAUUAUCGUCCAGUACGGGGCGAAAGAUUUGGCCAACGGGCGGGGUUGGCACGAUCCGAACCAAUCGUUUGUUACGGUUGAUCUGUACCUGCAUCUAGUCAUCGGUGCGGUGGCCUGGACACUGCUCGAGUAUUCGCUGCACCGUUGGGUGUUCCAUCUCGAUCCAAAGGGCAAUCGAUUCCUGCAGACGUUCCACUUUCUGAUACAUGGCCAACACCACAAGGUACCGUUCGAUCCGUACCGGUUAGUGUUCCCGGUGCCGCCCGCCAUACUGUUGACGACCAUCUUCUAUCAACCCAUAUACUAUGCGUUCCCAUAUCCAAGGCUUACACUAGCGGGUGGUUUAAUAGGCUAUCUCAUAUACGACAUGAUACAUUACUAUCUUCACUAUGGUAGCCCAUCCGGUGGCCAUCUGUAUCACAUGAAGCGGUACCAUUAUUCCCAUCACUUUGUCCAUCACGAUCAAGGCUACGGUAUAAGCAGUGACAUCUGGGACAAACUGUUCGGGACGCGCAUUAUACUAAGAAAGCUUAAGUAUCUUUUAAAGUGGUAAAGCUGACAGAAAACUCUAUCCGGCUUCUGGGUUCAAUCCCGGUUUAUUCCAUCCCUGGGGAUCGGGUUGUCUGCACUAAAUUGGGCUGUUAAUCUUUUCAUAAUAAAACUUGAGCAACUUUUGUCGCGGUGCAUUCAAAUGGGAGAUACAAGUUGCAUACUUAACAAACAGUGUUGUUUUGUUUUU
Anopheles moucheti is the source of this 1455-nucleotide messenger RNA. RefSeq lists its product as uncharacterized. The record is from RefSeq and is a predicted model, not a curated record. The coding region runs from base 175 to 1269 and encodes 364 amino acids. NCBI's taxonomy places the organism in Eukaryota, Metazoa, Arthropoda, Insecta, Diptera, Culicidae. Gene Ontology annotation, cellular component: endoplasmic reticulum; membrane. Gene Ontology annotation, molecular function: fatty acid 2-hydroxylase activity; iron ion binding. The transcript is spliced from 5 exons. Gene Ontology annotation, biological process: fatty acid metabolic process; lipid biosynthetic process.